Halichondria panicea is the source of this 4041-nucleotide messenger RNA. RefSeq lists its product as uncharacterized. Gene Ontology annotation, cellular component: cytoplasm. Gene Ontology annotation, molecular function: protein serine/threonine kinase activity; ATP binding. The transcript has 12 exons. Gene Ontology annotation, biological process: protein phosphorylation. Lineage: Eukaryota; Metazoa; Porifera; Demospongiae; Suberitida; Halichondriidae. The coding region runs from base 318 to 3878 and encodes 1186 amino acids. The record is from RefSeq and is a predicted model, not a curated record.
AUUAUGAUGUAAGCUACAAAUGACGUUAUGCAUGGGACCCGGAAAUCGCUAGCUAGCUAGCUUGCAGUGAACUGGAAUUCACACAAGAUUAAGAAGGCGUUCAGCGAUCGCCUAUAUUCAGUUGAGAACUAAAAACAAAUCAAGUUCUCACUUCAAUACAGAUUCGUCUACUCGCGUUUACACUAGUUCUAGUAACUCGUAAGACGUUAAUUUUCGCACCAAUUUCCACAUUGGAAUCACCAAUUGACUCAUCAGGGGGGGUUGGAAGAACACACGAGAGCACACUGUCAUGUGACAAGACCCCCUUCCAUGCUAACAUGGAGUGCCCUACGUCAAUCAAGAUAAUACUAGAAGGUGGUCCGCAAUUCGAGCUCACCUCGCCGACUAUUGAUCGGAUGUCCCCUGAAGACAGAGUGUUUCAACUCUCUCAGGAUGGACACACACGCACCAUUCCAAUCCCUGAAAUGCAUUUGGAAUACAAGAUUCAAGUCCCUGCGUUUGGAAAAUCCCACAUUAUGGUACGGACUCAAGACGAAGACUCGAUGGUUGUGUACGGAGUGCAAUGUGGAGAAAAUUCUCGGCUAUCAUGUGACCAGAUUGUGAAUCGUGUGAGGGAUAUUUUCGGAGUGGAUGUCUCGGAGAAUUUGACGGCCAACAAUACUCCCGAGAAUAUCGAGAUGCUAAAUGGAGAGCCAGGGUACCCAUGUGGCACUCUCUUCACAUCCGGUCAGAGCUGCUCAAACUCCUCCUCCUCCUACAGCCCCACCACACCCCCACACACACUACCCCCUCGCGUCGUCACACGCCCUGGACGCCUACCUCUAACGAUGAGCAACCUCAAAUCAACCCUCAUCACCCCUCAUCCUGUGAUCACACCCAAUACAAACCUCCCAAGGAACCACGCCAUCGUGGCCUGUAACGGUAGCUUCAACAUGCCAGGGGACCCGCGCAACGGUAAAUUCGAUGAAAGUAUCCAGAGCUAUGAAGAGGGUGAUAUGCAUGCCUACAGAGAGGGGAUGGUCAAAGUGCCCACUCUCAUCCAUCAGACGCUUGGACCCGCCCAGAAAGUGCAGCAAGGGAACGCAGAGGUGACCAAUCAGAUCGGUAUCGUCAAUUUGGAUACACCCGAUCAGAACACAACUUUUCAAGUGUUUGUACCGCCAAAAUUCCAAGUGACGAUUCAAAAUGAUGAUUCUACGCCAUCAAAAUCACCCGCUUCAUACCCAGUCGAAAAUUCAAGUCAGGAGUCAGAUCAGCGACUAUCAGGUCAACCAGAACGUGUCGGCUCUCUUGUUACCUCCACGUUCGAUAAGACAUCACUCGGCAAUCAGCUUGUAGUUGGAAUCGGGAUCGGUCAGACGCGAAGAAAGUUAUCCAUAAGCUCACAAGAACCGCUCUUGAAAAAAGUACCUUUUGGUCGUCAGCUGUCUCUGCCUGGAGAGAAAUUGAACGGACCUUUUGCGCUGCCUCGUAACGCUAGUGAGGAUUGCUUGGAGAAUCUACAAGGGAAGUCAGAACGUGCCAGAUCCUUCAACAACCUCGAGCUGAGAGAGGAGCCAAUAAAUAUUCAGCCUGGCAUUAUAGUUGGACACACCCCCACCACACCCACCAAGCCGCUGGCUGUCGAGAGACAGGAGAGUGUAGCCUCACCGGAACUUGUGGUCAACAUGUUGUUUCAUGACAAAAAUCAGAUCGAAGAUAUGCAACACCAGCACGUAUUGAACGGACUACUACCGAAGAUCACAGAGAAACAGUCCGGAGACGCUGACGCUUCAGACGUCCUUGAUGAUCAAUGUGAGGUCCCCCCCAGUGACGUUGCUCCCUCCCCAAUCGAGGACAGCCCCAUGAUGUUGGACAAAUCUUCUGGCGACCUGAUGCAGCAACAAGUGCACUUCCUUGAGCACGCCAUGAAUGGAUAUUGCUGUACUGAGGACCUAUGUCGAACGAUUGAUCAUGACAGUCCUGAGUUUUCACAAGCCCUGGACCAGAUGAGAAGCAUUGUGGAGCACGCCAAAAUGGGUAGCCUUGACGACAAUCUCAACGGAAUCAUCCGAGAGCAUUGUCGUCAAUGCAGGGACAAAGAGUGCAAGGUCCCCCACAUCAUGGCCGGGUGCCCACCCGGCAACAGCAAGACGUAUUCCAGCGACCAGACGUACUCCAGCAACCAGACGUACCCCCCCCAGUACCCCACUCUCUCUUCCCGUCCGCCGUGUCAAGAGGGAUCUCCUGUACAAUUCGACCAACAAGCCAACCUGUCCACUGACUCAGAGGUGCAAAGGCAUUAUAAGCACAACGGCCCCCCAGGUCCUGUUGCACAACCCUCAGAUGAUCUCACUGAUAACGUACAGUUUCCACCCGGUCAAGAUCAGACAGCACCAUUUUCUCCACAGUUGCCACGACAAUCGUAUGUCCACCCCCACCAAAUAGUACCACAUGGUCCAUUCUACCUGACCUCUCCUUCGAUGCGCAAGCAGUUCCCUCACGGCUUUCAGCAGACACCUGACUGCCAGAGUCCCAUGGGCAGUGAAGGGUUCCAAAUGCCAGAAGCUGCUCCAGUAAGGGGUCAACAGUACCAGGAGUCACAACUCGGAGCCGAGACGUACCUACAGCAGGUGUCAGACAAAGGCAAGGGAGACCUGAGGAAACCGGUGGAGAGGAGACAGUACCAAUACAUCGAACCAUCACGAAGUGGGGGCAGUCUCCGUAAGCUGUACGGAGGCUCUGAUCAAAAACUGAACAUUGCCAGGGCUGGCGAGUUUCCUAGCUACAGUACAUUGCCUAGGAAAGCAGGGACCGUUAUCUAUAGCUCUGAGCGGAGUGAGCUUAUGCCAGGAGAUAUCUACCCCUGUCCUCACAACGUGGCCCACGUACCAGACAGAGACCGACUUGGUAAGGGAGGCAAUGGGACCGUGGUCAAGUUCUCUCUGGGGGGCAAGGAGUACGCACUCAAACAGACUAAAUAUCGUGAGAACGAGCUCAACAUCUGGUCUACACUCAACCACCCAAACAUCCUCCCACUACUGGGCGUAAUGUUGGGGGAGCCAACUACUCGAGAUUGUUUCCAGUUCAUGCCCAAAAUGACGAGUGACCUUCGCUCAAUGAUGAUCAAUCACGGUGACCUCGCCACCCUGUUACAGAAACACCCUGAGCAGUGGGAGGUUGUCAUGAGCAACGUGGUAUACAUUCUCCAGGAGGUUCUCAAGGGGUUAGUCUACUUGGACAGCGAAAACAUCCAACACAGUGACAUCAAAGCUCAAAACAUCCUGAUCUUGAAAAAGUGUGCCUGCCCCGACAUAUUGCACUGCGAGUGUUCUGGAGAGAGCAAGUAUGAAGUCAAACUUGCUGACUUUGACUCCCUCAAGAGGACGGCCUUCAAACGAAAUACUGCUCAGUUUGUGGAGAUAUGCCUGGACAAGAUGAUGAACGACUGCGACAGGAGCACUGUCAAAGGAACACCAGCCUAUAGAGCGCCCGAGCAAUUCUUGAUGACGACUAUCCGUGAUGAGUACAAGAAGACACUACAAGACGGCAAAGUGUUUCACGAUAUGGAGGGGCCGUGGUGCGACAUCUGGAGUCUGGGAGUAAUCAUACUGCAGAUGAUUCUUGGCAAUCACAACAAGGAACCAUACAUCAGUGAGGCUAGUAUCCUGGUCAGCCACAAGGCUAGCAAGAUGAAUCCUCGUAUUGAAGGAUCAGUGGCCACCAUUCGGCUAGUACGACUACUAAACCUCUCUCACACUCACCCCGAGCUGAAGCCUCUCGCUCAACUGGCAACAGAGUGUCUCGAGAUCGACUGCCGAAGGAGAGCAACGGCUAAAGGGUUGCUGGCGACACUACAGCAUACCAUGGACCUCACAGCUGUUGAAAAGCUGAAGUAAAAAGAACUCUGCACAGCAAAAACAGAAACUGCAUGUUUUAUACGUUCGUAUUAAUUUGUAUUUAGUUACCCUCAACUGCAACAGUUAGCCCUUCGGUACAGCACAAUAUAAUUUUGUAUAUAACUCUUAUGAAUGUCAUAUAUAUAGUAUACGUAUGUUAUAA